This is a messenger RNA of Lactuca sativa (garden lettuce), 840 nucleotides long. RefSeq names its product Cupredoxin superfamily protein. Gene Ontology annotation, molecular function: electron transfer activity. The record is from RefSeq and is a predicted model, not a curated record. Lineage: Eukaryota; Viridiplantae; Streptophyta; Magnoliopsida; Asterales; Asteraceae. Gene Ontology annotation, cellular component: plasma membrane.
AACACUUAUAAAACCUCAACACUCCCACUUCCCAUUAUAAUCAAACAACCCCUCUCUAUCUCACCAACACACUCACACACUUAACACAUACAUAAUGGGAAUUCGUAGAACGGAUGUUGUUAUGUUGACACUAUUUUUGAGUUGUGUUAUGCCAUGUUUAGCCAAAGUUUAUACUGUUGGAGACUCUGCUGGUUGGUCACUCAGUGUCGAUUAUACCACUUGGACCACCGGCAAAACAUUCAAACCUGGAGAUAGUCUUGUGUUUAAUUAUGGAAGUAGUCACUCCGUUGAUGAAGUGAGCUCCGACGACUAUGGCACAUGCACGGUUGGAAACUCAAUUGCAUCCUACACUUCCAGCCCCGCCACCAUCAUCCUAAACACCACCGGUACGCAUUACUUCAUUUGCGGUGUUCCUGGUCACUGCAGUGGUGGCAUGAAGGUCUCGGUGCCAGUCACCGGUGGUGGUGCCUCCCCAACACCAUCGACAGGUGCUUCUCCCACCACCAAACCUACUCCUACCCCACCAACAGCAACCAGCACCGGCAGUGCUGUCCCGGCGUCAUCGUCAGCCAUUUCUCCGGUUGUUGCAGUUGUUUUCAGUUUGGUUUCGAUGGUGUUCAACUUCGUUCUCUCUUAAGUUCUCUAGUCAGGACAGAGGCAGUGCAAUCUCUCUCUCUCUCUCUCUCUCUCUCUCUCUCUCUCUCUCUCUCUCUCUCUCUCUCUCUCUCUCUCUCUCUCUCUCUCUCUCUCUCUCUCUCUGUGUGAUGAGUAAAUAAUUUUUAUCAGUUUGAUGUGUUUUUGUCGUAUUUUAAUGAUAAUCUUGUUCUUUGUUUGCUUCAA